Molecule: messenger RNA, 636 nt
Organism: Dicrocoelium dendriticum
Lineage: Eukaryota; Metazoa; Platyhelminthes; Trematoda; Plagiorchiida; Dicrocoeliidae
Source: the annotation of a GenBank genome assembly
GAUAUGUCGUUUAAGGAGAAACACUGGCAUGAGAAAUGCUUCCACUGCAGUAUGUGCAAUCUAUCCUUGGCAGACAAACCAUUCACCAUCAAGGAUUCCAUUCUGUACUGCUCGGAUUGCUACGACGAGAAAUUUUCUCCUCGCUGUGCUGGAUGCAAAAAGAUUAUUAAGGCCGGAUCCAAAAUGUAUGAGUACAAGGGUUCCACUUGGCACGAAGAGUGUUUCACUUGUAUUGAAUGUAAACAGCCGAUUGGCACGAAAAGUUUUGUUCCAAAGGACAAUGGCGUUAUCUGUAUGCCAUGUUACGAAGAGAAGUAUUCACAGAGAUGUUUCAAGUGCACCAAACCAAUCAUAAAGGAUGGAGUUACUUACAAAGGUCGGCCAUGGCACAAGGCCUGUUUCCUCUGCGUGAACUGCAGCAAAGAGCUAUCUGGUCAGAAAUUCACUUCAAAGGACGAGCAACCAUAUUGUGCUGAAUGUUACACUCAGUUAUUCGCAAAGCGCUGCAACAAGUGUGCAAAACCAAUAAGCAGUUUUGCUGGAGGAAAAUUCAUAACGUUCAAAGAUAAACAUUGGCACUCUGAAUGUUUUACGUGCACAAAAUGCGGCAACUCGCUAGUGGAAUGUGGCAGAUGA